Molecule: messenger RNA, 280 nt
Organism: Blastocystis hominis
Lineage: Eukaryota; Bigyra; Opalinata; Blastocystidae
Exons: 3
Coding region: 84-266 (60 amino acids)
Source: RefSeq, a predicted model, not a curated record
GCCUGGAGUUCGUUGUUUUAUGAGCAAGAAUGUAUUGUACUCACCUGCUACUCUUUGUGACUAGCCAAAAAGCGCAAUAUUCUAUGCUAUUGCCAUGCAAGGUGAAGAGCGUCAAAAAUACCCCGUCUCGACCUGUAGUUCCAUAUGCAAAGUACCGAGUUGUGAAGAAUAGUAGAAAAACUACCAGAAGCUUUUUUGCAGUAAUGAAUGUUGUAAUUGAUUCUGUUUUUUGUAUAGCAUUUUACCACAAUAACACGAGCAUUUAAAAGAUUGCUUGGUA